CCGACGUGCUGAAGAACCUCGUGCAUGCCACUUACUGGGACAACGUGGCGCAGGAGGAGAAGCCACUCAGUACGAAGAUGCCUGGGACACUCAUCGACAUGACGCCCUCUGGUAGCCAGCAGAGCCAGCCCGGGAGUCAGGAUCUGUCUGCUCAUGGCUCGACCUCGUUCCAUGGGGAGCCGUCUGUCGAGGAGCCUCGGCGUGUGGGCCGCCCUCUCCAACGUUCCAUGAGCGUGCAAGAGCGCGAGUCGUUCAUCGCCAGCGUCGCGCAUAAUAGCCGGGCGCAGUGCUACCUGGUUGACAAGAACGACGUAGAGAGGGUGAAGGAGCAGGCGCCCAGACAUCGCCUGCACACGCGAAUCCUCGGUCUGCAGAAGAGUAAUGAUGUCUGCGUAUUCAUGGGGCACGACGAGCAGGCCGUUGAGCUGCUAUACCAGCAAACGAAGCGCACUGGCAAAAUCAGCGCUGUGGCUGGUGGCGCAAUGGCGGGGGCGAUCACUACGUUCGCCACGUUGGCGUACUCUUGAUUGGUGGACUCUAUUAGCUGGACUAAUCCCUACCUGGCUUCUGUUACCGUCCAUAUCUUACGCACACUCCCUCUUUCUUCGAUGACUCGACAUUGUAGCCUGGAGCAUUAGAUGGACACGACCGAUAUACUAGCAUGCACUCUUUACCCAAUCACUGCCUCAAAAGCUCCUCCAACAUCGCCUUCGCCUCCUUCGCGUCCGCCCUGCCCUUGCUCUCCCUCAUCACCCACCCCAGUAUCUUAUUUAUCACAUUCACCUUCCCCGCGCGAUACUUCGCCACCUCCGCCGGCUGCGCCGCGAGAGCCCGGGCGCAGAGGUCCUUUAACCCGUCUCCCCCGCCACCGCUAUUGUCUUGCCCGACCACAAACCCCUGUGCCUCCGCGAGCUCCAGGGGCGGGGCCUCCGGAUUGGCAAGCAUGUGGCGCAGGAGGUGCUUGCCGGACG
Molecule: messenger RNA, 971 nt
Organism: Schizophyllum commune H4-8
Lineage: Eukaryota; Fungi; Basidiomycota; Agaricomycetes; Agaricales; Schizophyllaceae
Exons: 1
Coding region: 99-527 (142 amino acids)
Source: RefSeq, a predicted model, not a curated record